Messenger RNA from Otolemur garnettii (small-eared galago), 456 nucleotides. RefSeq names its product beta-defensin 118. The record is from RefSeq and is a predicted model, not a curated record. Gene Ontology annotation, biological process: innate immune response. NCBI's taxonomy places the organism in Eukaryota, Metazoa, Chordata, Mammalia, Primates, Galagidae. The transcript is spliced from 2 exons. Gene Ontology annotation, cellular component: extracellular region. Bases 49 to 456 code for a protein of 135 amino acids.
ACAGUGUUCCGAGCUCCUGGCUGUACCUCCUCUUAUUUCCCGAGGACUAUGAGACUCCUGCUUCUGGCUCUUCCUACACUUGCACUCCUACCCCAAGUGAUUCCAGACUAUGGUGGUGGAAAAAAAUGCUGGAACAAAGCAGGUAACUGCAGGAAAAAAUGCGAAGAUGGAGAAGUAAUCAAAGAAAUGUGUAACAGCCGUCGCAUCUGCUGCAUUCCAGGCAAUAAGAGCCAGUGGCAAGUUCCUAAGACAACUCCCACCCCCUCAUAUGAUUCAACAUCAAUACUUUUUGAUGUAAUUUUAACAAUACCAUCCACUACAUACUACUUUGAUGAGAAAAGCAGUAAAGUCACGAUUAAUGAUUUUGAGGUGGUACCUGGAAUGCAGAUCUCGCCUGAGGCUCAGGACGUUCUCUCGGAUCUCACCCUGAAUCCCACGGUCAACGAAAUCAUAUAG